AUGCCUCCAAAGAGAGGCCGCACCCAAACCCGCCCCGAGCUCAGCUCGUUCCCUGUCCUGCGCGCCGCACUGGCACCCAUCAUCCGCACCCCCGCCACCAUGCUGCAGUUGCUCUUCAACCGCAAGAUGAACGGCUAUGCCGAGCAGCAGCAGAGCCGCUUCCGCUUCGUCCUCAAGGCCACCGGCCAGCAGCUCGAUGUCGAGUUCAUUUCGCGAAGCGUCCUGCAGACGGAGCUGGGCCUGAGAGCCGACGAGUGGAACCAGCUCGGAUACCCCAUGGAUGGCGGCGUCUUCAUCGUCAUCGACAACAGCAGCAGCACCGCCACCACCACCAACACCAAUUUCGCCCCGGCAAUCCUCGUCCGCGACCUUAUGGUACGCGGUGGCUGGAGGGAGUUCAAGCUCUGGCGCGGCCAGUUUAGUGCCGUCGCCGAGGUAGACAAGCUACCUCAAGCUGCUCCUGCGUUGCCUGCUGUGCUCGCUGUGCCCGCCGUGCCUGUCGUGUCUGCCGCGCCGGCUUUGCCUGUUGUGCCUCCUGUCGUCCUUACGCCGGCUCCUGCCACCAGCCAGAAGCGCAAGCGUGACGACGACGACGACGACGGUGACGAAGACGAUGACAAUGAUGACGAUGGCGACGAUGACGACGACGAUGAAGAGGGCGAGCAAGAAGAGCCGCCGAUGAAGAAGCAGAAGGAGGGCGAGGACGAAGAAGCUGUGAUCGACCCAGCUCUCCUUGGUGGUUCUGCUGCUGUGUACGCCUAUACCUACGGCGACGACAACGACAACGACAACAGCACCAAUACCAACACCAACACCAACACCAAUGACGAGACGCUGGUGCCGAAAGGAUGGGAGCUACCGGAGGGGUUUGAGCCGGCGGAGGGAGAAUACUGGGCAGGUCCAUCGGCCUUAUGA
Messenger RNA from Cyphellophora europaea CBS 101466, 915 nucleotides. RefSeq lists its product as uncharacterized. The coding region runs from base 1 to 915 and encodes 304 amino acids. The record is from RefSeq and is a predicted model, not a curated record. Lineage: Eukaryota; Fungi; Ascomycota; Eurotiomycetes; Chaetothyriales; Cyphellophoraceae. The transcript has a single exon.